AUCAUUAUCAGUGCCAUGCGUUACAGUGCAUUUUCAAUAAAUACAUCAUAAAUUAAUACAGUAAAAUAAAGGAGCUGCCCACUUUUAACUGGUGAAGAGUGACUCAUAACUGUUAGAAAUGGCUGAAGAAAGCUCUCAAGAGCCGAAGAAGCCUAUGACGGACGAGGAGAGGCUGGCUUUGUGCCAGAAAAUGGACCAGGAGCUUGACGAUUUCAUCAACAGUCUGGAGCGAACGAGAUACACUGAUGGAUGGUCUGAGGAUAAGUGGGAGGAAGAAAUGGACAAGCAUCCAUUCUUCAUGAAGACGGUACCCGAGAACGGUGACAUGUCCGCCCUGGCCGAGGGCCUGGCCAAGCUGAAGUACGAUCCGGAGGAGAACACUGCGUUGGAACUGGCGACUAACUAUAAGGAGGAUGGGAACUUCAACUUCCGUCAUAAGAACUACCGGUUGGCUAUACUUGGGUACACGGAAGGCAUAAAAGUCAGAUGCGAAGACGCCGAAAUGAACGCAUUUUUAUACAACAACCGGGCGGCCGCGCAAUACCACCUCAAGAACUACCGUUCAGCCCUUGCCGACAGCGAACGAGCCCUAUCUUUCAAACCGGACCACGCCAAGGCCCGCCUCAGAGCAGCUAAGUGCGCCUUUGAGAUAGCUAACUACGAAAAAUGCCUCAAACAUUGCAAUAAACUCCUAGAAGACAACCCUAGUGACGCAGAAGCUACAGAACUCAUCGCUAAAACAAAAAAAAAAAUCCUCAUCCAAGCCCGAGAUAAACGAAAGCAAGAAAAGCUAGAACAAGUCAAGCAACAACAGAAAGAUGAGGUUGUCAAAGCGAUUUUGGAGCGAGGUAUUCGCAUUGCUAACUGCGAUGAAGAAGAUGACCUAGAUUUGUCUAAGUUAGAACCUAGUAUGCCUGGAGCUCAUGGUAAUAUGGUGCAUUUGGAGAAUGGGAAGCUACAGUGGCCGGUCCUGCUUUUUUAUCCUGAGCAUCUCUUAACGGAUUUCAUUGUAGAUUGCCCGGAGGAUGUUCCGUUAGAAACUCAGUUGGAAAAAGUUUUCCCCGCUCCAUGGGACACUCAAAACAAAUACGGAACAGAUAAAGUAAAUGUGUAUUCAGAAGGUUAUAACAAGCUUCCACAUAUCAUAGAUAUUUCCAUGGAUUUGGGAGAUAUAUUGAAAAUGAAAUAUUUUGAGGUGAAAGGUGGGACUCCGGCCUUUGUAGUGGUGCCUCGAGGUAGCCAAGUUGAGAAAAAGUUCCUUUCAGGAUAUUUCUCUUAAUCAAAGACAAUAUCUUUCAAUUGGGCAACUAUGUUAAAAUGGGCCUAAAAGUUCACGUUUUUUGUUGUAGAGUGUGGACAUGCCUUAAGUCACGUAUACAUUAUAAACCAGGUUUAUAAACAAUGUUUCGUAAUGAGUAUCAUACAUUUUCUGGGAAACUUGUUUAGGAACACUGUUUAUAAAUUGUUUAUAGUGAAUACGUGGUUUUAAGAUUCAAUUGACUCUGAACUGUGUUUCCAGAUUGUUAAUAGGCUAUAUCUAAAAUAUUUAGGCCAAGUUAAAACUUGAAUUAAUUAAAUAUUUAGUUUAUAUAUCUGUUUGAAAUUAAAUAUUUUACUAAGAGGUUGGACACGUUUUUUUAUACUCGGAAAUCCAUUUGAUGGGGAAGGAAACUCUAUUUCUAAGUUAUUUUUAAAAAAUAUUUGCAGUCUAUUUGUAAUAUAUUUGAUCCAAGGAUGCGUUAUUUUGUCAAAAAAUAUGUUUUUUCAAUGUGUUUUGACUGCAUUCCAAAUAUUUUGAGUAGAC
Molecule: messenger RNA, 1804 nt
Organism: Cydia splendana
Lineage: Eukaryota; Metazoa; Arthropoda; Insecta; Lepidoptera; Tortricidae
Gene: Dpit47
Product: DNA polymerase interacting tetratricopeptide repeat-containing, protein of 47 kDa
Exons: 4
Coding region: 119-1279 (386 amino acids)
Biological process (GO): protein folding
Cellular component (GO): nucleus; cytosol
Molecular function (GO): Hsp90 protein binding; Hsp70 protein binding
Source: RefSeq, a predicted model, not a curated record